Myripristis murdjan (pinecone soldierfish) is the source of this 1550-nucleotide messenger RNA. Its product is annotated as keratin, type I cytoskeletal 18. Lineage: Eukaryota; Metazoa; Chordata; Actinopteri; Holocentriformes; Holocentridae. The transcript has 8 exons. Bases 52 to 1500 code for a protein of 482 amino acids. Gene Ontology annotation, molecular function: structural molecule activity. The record is from RefSeq and is a predicted model, not a curated record. Gene Ontology annotation, cellular component: cytoskeleton.
GCAGCUCCCGCCCAGUCUCAGUCUCUGCCUCUUUGUCUCUCAGUCAUCAUCAUGCCCAAGAACAGCUCCGCCAGCAUGUUCGGGGGAGCCGGGGGUCGGGACUCCAGGGCGUCCGUGGGGAGCCUGGAGGGGCUGCGGAACAUGAUGCGCAGCGAGCCGGGGAAGGACUCCGCUCCCCACACGGCCGCAGCUCCGGCCCCGGCGCCGGGCGAUAAGAAGACCAUGCGGGACCUGAACGAGCGUCUGUCCGGGUACCUGGGCAGGGUGAGGCAGCUGGAGAGAGCCAACCAGGAGCUGGAGGACCAGAUCAAUGACAUUUUGGCCAAGAGGGGGGCACCCGAGGACCGCGACUGGGAGGAGAUCGAGAAACCCCUGGCUGACCUCAGGAAGAAGAUCAAGGACAAGGUCAUGAACAAUGCCAAGCUGCUGCUCCAGAUCAACAACGCCAAACUGGCCAACGAUGACUUCAAGUCCAAGUUGGAGGCUGAGAAACAGGCGCGACGAAUCCUAGAGCAAGACCUGGCUGCCCUGAAGAAGGAAAUCGAUGACACGCAGCUGAAACGCGUGCAGCUGGAGAACCAGAUCGAGUCUCUGAAGGAUGAGCUGGCUCUGCACCAGAAGGACCACAAGGAUGAGGUGGACGCCCUCCGUGAGAAGAUCAAGGACUCCAGCGUGGUGGUGGAGAUGGACUCGCAGGACUCCAACUUGGCCGAGACACUCAACAAGAUCCGCGCCCAGUACGAGAAACUGGCAAAGAAGAACCAGAAGGAGACUGAAGACUGGUACCAGAACAAGUUCGACAACAUCAAGGUGGAGGUUGCCCUCAACACCGAGGCCUUGCAGACGGGCAGGACGGAGCUCAACGACCUGUGCAGACAGAGGCAGCUGCUGGAGAUUGACAUCCAAGCUAUGCUCAGCAUGAUCCACUCUCUGGAGGAAACCCUGAAGGAGACCAAGGGGCGGGGCGGUCGCGAGAUGGCCCGCCUCAACCAGAUCCUGCUGGGCCUGGAGGACGAGCUGACCCGGGUGAGGUCGCAGGUGGAGCGGCAGGUGGACGACUACCAGAACCUGCUGCACGUCAAGAUGAAGCUGGAGGCCGAGAUCAGCAACUAUCGGCAGCUGAUGCGCGGCCUUGCUGCCGACGAGGACAGCUUGGAGCUUUCUUUAGACGAUGCGCUGCAGAGCGGCCAGCCCGAGCCUGAUGGGAAGGCGCCCCAUGACCAAGAGGUGAAAGAAGAGGCUCCUGUGAAGCAGGAGAGCGCCCCCUCCAGUAAAGCUUCUCCCCCUGUCAGCACUGAGGCCCCGAACAAUGGUCCCACUGAGGAGAAAGCCCCAAAGAAGAAGAAAACUAAGAAGGGCUCAUCUUCUUCUUCAUCUUCAUCUUCCUCCUCCUCCUCCUCUUCUUCCUCCUCUUCCUCCUCCGAGUCAGAAAAGGAAGAUAAAAAGCCCAAGAAUGAAGGUGAAAAGGCCAAGAAUGAAGAUGAGAAGCCCAAAGAUUAAAAUUAUGAUUUGAGUCAUAUUUGAAACCUGCUGUCAUAUCAAAGCUUUGA